CUGGGGAAACCAUCCCUUGCCCCACCCUCCACCUGCCACCGCCCAGCAAGCCCUCCGGGAGAAAAGCCAUCCUUGCCUCCGGUGAAGGUCUUGGUGGGCCUCUCUCUGCGUUGGACCCCCUCUCUGUUCCAGCCUCCCAUGCCGAGGCCCACCUUGUCAGUCACUUCCUUUUGUCAUCGGCUUGGCAAACGGGAGAGAAAACGGAGCUUCAUGGGAAACAGCAGCAACAGUUGGUCCCAUGCACCAUUUCCCAAGUUGGAGCUGGGCCUGGGGCCCCGUCCCACGGCACCCAGGGAGCUGCCCGCCUGCUCCAUCUGCCUGGAGAGACUUCGUGAGCCCAUCUCAUUGGACUGUGGCCACGACUUUUGCAUUCGGUGCUUCAGCACACACCGGGUCCCAGGCUGUGAGCCGCCCUGCUGCCCCGAGUGCAGAAAGAUCUGCAAGCAGAAGAAGGGACUCCGCAGUCUGGGGGAGAAGAUGAAGCUCCUGCCACAGCGACCUCUACCCCCUGUGCUGCAGGAGACCUGUGCCGUGAGGGCGGAGCCACUUCUCCUUGUACGCAUCAAUGCUUCUGGAGGCCUCAUCCUUAGGAUGGGGGCCAUCAACCGCUGCCUGAAGCACCCCCUGGCCAGGGACACCCCUGUGUGCCUCCUUGCUGUCCUGGGGGAGCAGCACUCAGGGAAGUCCUCUCUCCUUGAUCACUUGCUCCGAGGCUUGCCGGGCUUGGAGUCCAGUGAGGGCAGCUGGCCCAGAGGAGGAGAGGGUUUCUUGCAGGGAUUCAGGUGGGGUGCCAAUGGCCUUACCAGGGGCAUAUGGAUGUGGAGUCACCCCUUCCUGCUGGGGAAAGAAGGGAAGAAGGUGGCUGUGUUCCUCGUGGACACAGGGGAUGCGAUGAGCUCUGAACUGAGCAGGGAAACAAGGAUCAAGCUCUGCGCUCUCACCAUGAUGCUGAGCUCCUACCAGAUCCUGAAUACCUCCCAGGAGCUGAGGGACACAGACCUGGAUUACCUAGAGAUGUUUGUACACGUGGCCGAAGUGAUGGGCAAACAUUAUGGGAUGGUGCCAAUCCAGCAUCUGGACCUCUUAGUUCGUGACUCAUCCAUCUCCAAUAAAGCAGGGCAGGGGCACGUGGGUGAUAUCCUGCAGAGAUUGUCCAGCAAAUACCCCAAGGUCCAGGAGCUGCUGCUAGGGAAACGAGCCCGUUGUUACCUCCUGCCCAAGCCAGGGAGGCAGUGGGUGAACAAAGGCCAAGGAAGCCCAGGAGGUGAUGCAGAUGAGGAUUUCUGUCACCUUCUUCAGCCCUACGUUUCUGAUGUUCUGAGCACAGCUCCCCAGCACGCAAAGAGCCGCUGCCAGGGAUACUGGAGCGAGGGGCGCACAGUGGCCAGGGGGGACAGACGCCUGCUCACGGGGCAGCAGCUAGCUCAGGAGAUCAAGAACCUCUCAGGCUGGAUGGGGAGAACGGGGCCAGGUUUCAGCUCUCCGGAGGAGAUGGCUGCUCAGCUGCACGACCUGAGGAAAGUGGAAGCUGCCAAGAAGGAAUUUGAGGAGUAUGUGAGGCAGCAGGACAUAGCCACCAAGCGCAUCUUUUCUGCUCUCCGGGUCCUGCCUGACACCAUGCGGAACCUCCUCUCCACCCAGAAGGACGCCAUCUUGGCCCGCCAUGGCGUGGCCUUACUGUGCAAGGAGAGAGAGCAGACCUUGGAGGCUCUGGAGGCUGAGCUGCAAGCCAAGGCCAAGGCCUUCAUGGACUCCUACACUAUGCGCUUCUGUGGCCAUCUGGCUGCCGUGGGGGGUGCCGUAGGGGCCGGGCUCAUGGGCCUAGCAGGGGGUGUGGUAGGUGCCGGCAUGGCUGCAGCUGCGUUAGCUGCAGAGGCUGGGAUGGUGGCAGCCGGGGCGGCAGUGGGAGCUACAGGGGCUGCCGUGGUUGGGGGUGGUGUGGGCGCUGGGCUGGCUGCCACUGUGGGCUGCAUGGAGAAGGAGGAGGAUGAAAGGGUGCUCGGAGGGGACCGAGAGCCCCUUCUCCAGGAAGAGUGACCAGCCUAGGACAUGUUAAAGGGCAGGAGAGAUGUGA
Marmota flaviventris (yellow-bellied marmot) is the source of this 2074-nucleotide messenger RNA. NCBI's taxonomy places the organism in Eukaryota, Metazoa, Chordata, Mammalia, Rodentia, Sciuridae. The record is from RefSeq and is a predicted model, not a curated record.